AUGGCGGACGAAGCUGCAGUGGGUUUUUUGCUAGAAAACUUAAAGCAGCUACUUCUUUACAAUGCACAUCUGAUUCUUGACGUGAAGAGCGAAGUCGAAUCUCUGCACAUUGAUCUGCAAUUGUUCAAAGCCUUUCUCAAAGACAUGGCAAAAAGGGACAACAACCAUGAAGUCCUAAAUACACUGGUGAAGCAAAUCAGAGACAUUGUGUACGAAGCAGAAGAUUAUGUGGACAUGUAUGUUUCUCAUUCAGCUAUGCAGAAGGCCCGAAGUGGCUUAAAAAAAGUUGUCCAUAUAUUCGAUCAUACGACGAAGCUUCGAAAUACGGCGGUAGAUAUUAAGUCGAUGAGGGUCAAGGUCAAGGAAAUCUAUCAAGACAAGAAGUUUGGAUUUGAAGCCCUGCUAGUUGCUGCUCCUCCCGUCAAAAAGAAAGAGGCUCCCAUUGUGGAAGACAAUGUUGUGGGCUUUGAAGAUGAGGCUGAAAAAUGUGUUGUACUGUUGUCAACAUUUUACUUUGCUUCAGUUUUUGACUAUGGAAUUACUGCUGCUUUCUUUAUACCUACGUAUAAUUUUUCUUCUUGA
Fraxinus pennsylvanica is the source of this 582-nucleotide messenger RNA. NCBI's taxonomy places the organism in Eukaryota, Viridiplantae, Streptophyta, Magnoliopsida, Lamiales, Oleaceae. The record is from the annotation of a GenBank genome assembly.